CGUCAGGUGGAACCGUCGCGUAUAUAUACACUCCCGGUCGUCCGCAGAUGACCAGUCAUUCGCUUGAUUCGUUCCCAGCCUAAUACGUCCUCGGAGAACUAUGAAAUUCACGGUUGCAAUUGCCUUGAGCCUGGUAGCGGUCGCCUUUGCGGGCCACGCAGGAGGUGGAUUUGGUGGUGGUUUCGGUGGGGGUUUCGGUGGCGGCCACGGCGCAACAGUGGUCAAGGUGGCCGCACCGGUAGUGAAGCACGUCGCUGUCAGCCACGGUGGCGGCUACGGUCACGGACACCACUUGGGAUAUGCUGGACAUGUUUUUGAGCAGCUUCUCAGCUACAGUGGCCUGUAUGGCGUCCCAGUGGGACAUGCGGUCCACGUCGGACACGGCUAUGGUGGAGGACACAGCUAUGGUGGAGGACACAGCUAUGGUGGAGGACACGGUGGCUUCCUCGGCGGCUUCGGCGGCGGUGGUCAUGGAGUUAAAGUUGGUCAUGGUUAUGGUAUUCCCGUUGGAGUUCCCGUAAGCUUGGCCCACGGGUGGCACUGAGAGGCUGGUUCCUCGAAUAUGUUUCUUGCCGUUCCUGGUGAAGGCACUCUACCAGUCAUGGAUCUUUGUAAAUAUGCAUCAACACUUGUUAUGUUUGCAAAUAAAUGUUUCAGUCAA
Molecule: messenger RNA, 661 nt
Organism: Ornithodoros turicata
Lineage: Eukaryota; Metazoa; Arthropoda; Arachnida; Ixodida; Argasidae
Exons: 3
Coding region: 101-544 (147 amino acids)
Source: RefSeq, a predicted model, not a curated record